AUGCUGUUUGACCAACUGGUCGCGGCUGCCCCAAUAACCGGUCUACAGGACGACUUACGCAAGAAAUGGAUAGACGAAUCUGCCAUCAAGUCAGAAACGGGCAGGUCACCAGGAAUGGAGAAUGACUGGAUAUUCACCUGCAAAAUUGAACCCGAGGAAGAGGAAAGUGUGGUGGCUGUUACUGAUGAAUGCGAGGACAAGAAAGAUUAUCUUUCAGUUGAAGAUCCUGAAGACGUAUUUGGUACGAGUACGAAUGAGUGCGUAGGAUGUCGCAAGAGUUUGGACUUGGUCAAGUUCAUCCAUUCCCAGCGACCCGAAGAAGUAUUUCUGUUAUUGAAAUGUGUCGACAUUUUCCUGGCAAAUUCAAAUGACGAUUCGGAAUGUGCAAGAUGUGCAGAAGUGUUGAUGCUGACCAAGAAGAUCGUAGAGCAGCGUGCGUACGAUGUAGAACUGUCCAAAUGUGCGAAUGAUGUGGAAACAUUCAUCGAAUGCUGUCAAUCCAAUCUGCUGAAAACUGAACUUCAAGAGAAUCCAUUUUCGGACGAUGAUGAACCAUCAGUUGCUGAAUUUAAUUGUUUGACAUAUGAGGAUGCGGAUUUGCAGGAACCGAUUGACUCUCCAGCAACAAUUAGUGCUUUGGCUGAUCCACUGGAACUGGAUACAGUGAAUCCAUCGCAUACCAGGAAAAGAAAAGUUGAUCAUAUCAGAGUGAAAUCCCAGGAUGAGAUGGGCCCCUUCCCAAAAUAUUGUCAGAUAGCAGUGAAACAACCGCAGAUUGAAGCAGGAGGACAAUUAUUGCUAGCGGGAGGCGCAGGUCCAUUUUCAGCCUGGACAGUAGUGGGAACACUUGGAACAAACCAUACUGUGGCCCUUACUGCCGCGAGAUUAUGUCCAACAUCAGGAACGUCUGAUCUUCGGGGUCCUUGUUCAUUUAUAGCAAACCAGACAGAUGAUCGUACCUUUGAUGCUGCGAAAUUAUAUCCAUCCUCAGAAUCUUCUGAAGGUUGCCGUGAAGAUUCAUCUUCGUGCGAAGUGGCCGGUGCUCCGGAGUCUGCUGAUCCUACUGGCAAGCCCAUGAAUUAUCUGCCAGUAAUCGAGGUGCCAGGGAGGACGAAAAGUUCAACGCUCUAUCACUGCGUCAUGGACUCCGACGUGAAGAACUGUUCGACAGUCAUUGUUGAGAUGGAAACUUUUGAAGGAGGUUGUAUGUCUGACCAGCAGGAUGGAUUGGAUACCAAGGAAUUUUUCGCAGUGGAUGACAAGCAUGAGCAACAUCUGAGAACUUGCAGAGGUCCGGAUGACCUAUUUUCUCUCAACUUUGCGGCAUCGAUAGGUGUUGGAGAAGAUGUUGUUGUUGGAUCGCGAAGGAACGAAGAACCCGAAUCCUCUUGUGAAGAAGGAUGUUUUGCCUCAGGGAACAAUGAUGACACAUUUCCUGGACCACAUUUGACAACUGCGGAACUUGUGACGCAAUAUUUGCCGGAGAAGAUGCUACGAAUCAUUGAUGAAAGUGACGUUGAAAUGCCUUCUACGUCAUCUGCAGGCAGCCUGACUUCUCUACUUGCUCCCGCUACAAAGGAGAUGAGACUGAUAAAUUGCUUAUCUCUCAUGGAAAAGACUUGCGUUGAAAUGCUCAAGUUGAUGAAUGACGUGACGAAAAACGAAGCAGCCAUUUCAUCAAGAGAAGCUGCCGUUUUAUUAAGAGAAGAAGCACUUGCACGCAAGGAAGAAAGGAGUUAUGCUGAAUCGUUGAAGAGAAUCAUACGCGAAGAGUUGACAAGGUUCUUUGAUGGUCCGUCGGUACCCAAACGAUUGAAAGAGGAGAAACUUACUCCUUCGCAAUUGGGAUUCCAGAUACCUAUCAAAACAAGAGCCGAACUCCUUGAUUUCGAUACUUUGCUGUUUGAUGAUGACAAGCGAGAGAAACUGGUAUUCUACAUGCAUCAUCUGAAGGAGGCAAGGAGCCCAAGAAGUAAAGCCAUGCAUUUUCUGUUGAUGAAAUGCUUUCACAAGAGGAUCAUGUUGCAAGUCUACUGCUGCAAUGACAAGAGUGCAAAAUCAAUAGAUGAUGAUGAUGAUGAAGAGGAACCAUGUAGUGAUGGUCCUGUGAGAAAUGUUGCAGAACGUGAUGCCCAGCAGUUUAAAGAAAGCCAGGAUGAUCCAGAUGUUUUGGACCGUGACCAUCGACCUCUGAAUCUUCAGCAUCGCGUGAUGAAGGAGGACUUGAGGAUUCCAUUGAACAAGCUACAAGGACUCAUGUCCUUCUUCUACACAUUUUUCAAGAUGAAUCCACCUCCCGAAUCACCACCAAACUCGAGAAGGAGGAGGAGGCAUAAGCCAUCACGGCAUGAAGUGUUGGACGAAGAAGAAGAAUCCUUCGUGUUGGGGAACAGAAAUCCACCGAAGUCAUUAAGACCUGUGUGGUAUUUUCUAAUCGGGGAUUUUCAAAAGUGCAUUGUGAUGAUUCAAAUUAAGAACCUGUGUUUCGCCGCGUGUUUUGCCUGCCUAGUCUAUGAUGCAGGUAUGGAGAACUGUGUGCUGCCGGUCAUUGUUAAGAUAGAAUCUGCAGAAGGAGGAUGUGUGCAAGAUGGAUUGGACAUCAAAGACUUUUUUUCCGUGGAUGUCAAACACGAGCAACAUCUUCAAACUUGCAGAGGAGGUAUGGAAGAACUGAAAGAAGAAUUCCCUUUCAAAACUUUGGAUGAGAAGAAAGCAGCAAUGCAUGACAAUCCUGAAACGCAUUCUUCAAGUGUUUCCUGCCUUGAAGUUGAAACACUGCGAAGAGAGGUUUACAUUACAAGUGACAAAACUGCUGCAAUUGACUCAAGUAUGGAACAAAAUUUGGAAGAACCAGAUGAAUCCCCAGUACAAGCGCCUAGCGAAGAAAUCUCUCAAAGUUCUUCCGCAAUACAUGAGUUGCCGUCAGCAGAAGUUGAUGAAAGCAUUAAGGAUGGAGGUGCAGCAGUGGUGCAGAGGCGUUCCCAGCGAAUCAGACAAUCGAAAGGACAGAAAAGGCGCAGAUUCAGUGAAAGCACAACAAGUGAAUCUGAUGAUGGAUAUGACAAAGAAGAAAGUCCUCCUGCUGCUUCCAAACGUGGGAAACAAAAUGAAGUCCAUGCCAACAGUGCUGUCAUAUCUUGA
Messenger RNA from Notodromas monacha, 3141 nucleotides. The record is from the annotation of a GenBank genome assembly. Lineage: Eukaryota; Metazoa; Arthropoda; Ostracoda; Podocopida; Cyprididae.